AUGCCUACGCCAAUUGACCUUGGACAGUCCACCAGACUCAACUGCGAAGUUGCAGUCUUCAGCGGUGCUUCUGGUCUCGAAGCUCAAGACUUGGGUGCCAAACGCAUCGAGCUCAAUGCCCCAGGCUCUUACGAAGCAGGUGGCCUCACACCCCCCGUCAAGGAACUGACUUCAAUUGCCUCGCAGCUUGAAAUCGCCGUCCGCAUCAUGAUCCGUCCUCGCGGGCCUCCUCGCGCUGUCGUCUCGCCUGGUGGAGAAGAGGGCCAGCAAAGGCCAGAUCAGCAACAAGACCAUGAGCUUCAAGACUUUGUCUAUACCAAUGAUGAAAUCGCUCUCAUGCUGCAGGCAAUCGCCGACUUCAAAGCCACUGGCGUCAUGAAUCCCAUUCGUGGAGACGGUUUCGUCUUUGGGGUACUCAAGCGCCAGACCAAGCCUUCAACUCUUGCCAAAUAUCCCGAUCUCAAGUACACCAUCGAUGAAGAGCGCUGCAAACUUCUCAUUGAUGCUGCUCGACCUUUUCCCUGCGUCUUCCACCGCGCCUUCGACCCCAUUGCCGCAAGCGAACGCUGGGCCAAGGGUAUUGAUACUCUCGUUCAAUGCGGCUUCGAUGGUGUCCUGACUUCUGGCGGCAUGGGCAACUGUUGCCAGUAUCUUGACAAGAUUGACGCAAUCUGCCACCGCGCUGCUCCUCAUAGCCUUCAGGUCGUUGCGGGAGGCGGUGUCCGCCGGAACAACGUGGGAGAGACGGUCGCGCAGCUUUCAGUCCACGGCACUAAAAAUGUGUGGAUUCACACUGCUUCGCUCACCGACAGAGUUGACCAUGAUGGCCGCAGGCUCGAAGAGCUCGACGGGCGCCAGCUCAAGGGAAUUGUGUCCACGAUCAAUACCACCAAGCCAAGCUAG
Messenger RNA from Trichoderma atroviride IMI 206040, 903 nucleotides. RefSeq lists its product as uncharacterized. The record is from RefSeq and is a predicted model, not a curated record. Lineage: Eukaryota; Fungi; Ascomycota; Sordariomycetes; Hypocreales; Hypocreaceae. Gene Ontology annotation, molecular function: copper ion binding.